Molecule: messenger RNA, 1289 nt
Organism: Porites lobata
Lineage: Eukaryota; Metazoa; Cnidaria; Anthozoa; Scleractinia; Poritidae
Source: the annotation of a GenBank genome assembly
CUGUUUUGGUUUGUGUUAUCUUUUGAAGGACGCCGUAUCUCUUCAUCCAGCAUUCUUGGCAGCCUCGACAGCAAGUACCUUGACAAGCUGAAUUCCUAUUUAGACCCAGUCCUUCAGAGUCCAGUUCCCAGCUUGUUUGUUAGGUGUUGGCACGCUAAGACAGAUGGUUGGGCGGCAUCAACAUUCCACAGUUACUGUGAUGGAAGGGGUCCCACUGUAACCAUAGUCCAAGUCGGUAGUUACAUAUUUGGUGGAUACACUGAUAAGUCUUGGGGUGGUAUGUAUCAGUUCAGAACGGCCUUAAUCGCACACAGGACAUGUUUAGCGUUUUCAAGUAGACUGGCAAAAACAAAAGCAAAAAACGUAGACUGGAAAAAACGAUUCAAAUACGCUACGAGUGGACAGAUGGCCCAGUAUCUGUGAUGAAAACCCGGUUCUACUGCAGCUACGUCUCUUAGUUAGUAAUUACCGGUUUCUUCUUUACUUGACACGUGGGCGGGUCUCUUGGGACUUUUAGGUAGUUUCGCGGAUUACUAAAAGACGUGGCAUUACACCUGAUUAAUAACAACUCAUUAGACCCAGGCCCUAAAGUACUUGAGGUGUUUCAGUCCCCUACUGACGAAAGUAUCACGGUUUCCUUUGAUCUAACCUCUUCCCUGCUAGCAAAAUAACCAAAGUCCCCUGAAUUAGAGGCAAAGCUAAAAAAAACAUUAUUUGAAGUCGCACUUUGUUGGGUUUGGUGGUUACCUUUCCAAUUUUGACUGAUAUAAUUGGCUAACUAGCAUUGAAAUAGAUCCUGGAACCCUACUGUCUUUGGUCCUCUUAUGUUUGUUAUACACAAAGCCUGAUUCUAAUAGUAAAAAUUUAUAGCGUUAGUGUAGCUAUGACGUGUAAUCAAGUUUUUAAAACAUUUUUAAUCAAUUCAACUAAUAUCUGAAAAAUGUUUUCCCACAGGUUCUUGUCGUAAUGUCUAUUCAAAUAAAUCGUUCCUGUUCUCGUUAUAUAACAUCAAUGGCUACACUCCUGUUAAGGUGAACAUCAAGUCAAGUCGUUACAGUCGCGCUAUUUACACAUGUUCUAAUAGGGGACCAUCCUUUGGUAACGGACACGACCUAUACAUAUCCAGCAACGCUGCAAGCAACCGCAAUUCCUACACCUACUGUGGCUACACCUACCACCUCCCCCCUGGAUACUAUGCAUAUGGUCGUUCCUGUAGAUUUUAUGCAGGUGGAUCCAGUAUCUACUUCACUCCCACUGAUGUUGAAGUACUUUACGAGACAACGACUUAA